This is a messenger RNA of Medioppia subpectinata, 1557 nucleotides long. NCBI's taxonomy places the organism in Eukaryota, Metazoa, Arthropoda, Arachnida, Sarcoptiformes, Oppiidae. The record is from the annotation of a GenBank genome assembly.
CACAACGUGAAGCGCGAGAAUUGGAUUCUUCACACAUUGAUCUCAUCGAUCGAGAAGUUGUCGAUCACUACAACGGGUUCACCGCUUCUCAUGCGAUGCAAACACUUCCUGUGCGUCACUUUCGUCAUCCCUAAGGAAAGGGAUGCCCACGACAUCUACCUCUCCAUCUAUCAGCUCUCGCAACCCACCAAUAUCGAGGACUUGUAUUGCUUUAACUAUACGGCCAGUAAUGAGCACUUCGAGAAAGAGGACGGUUGGCAACAAUACACAUACGAAUCGGAGUUUCAGCGCAUGGGUUGUCCUAAUCAGCACUGGAAUCAAACCACUAUUAACACCAAUUAUGAGAUUUGUGACACAUAUCCGCGAACCCUAUACUGCCCGUCCAGUGCCACCAAACAGAUACUGUUAGGCAGCGCUAACUUUAGGUCUAAAGGCCGGCUCCCAGUCCUUACAUAUCUCCAUAAGAAUAACGCUGCGAUCUGUCGGUGCGCUCAACCCUUAUCUGGAUUUAGCGCCCGUUGUGUUGAAGACGAACAACUGUUUGGUUGUAUUUUAAAAGCAAAUCCCAAAUCCAAUGUGUUAUACGUUGUGGACACGAGACCAAUGAUCAAUGCAAUGGUAAACAAAGCGCAGGGAAAGGGCUAUGAGAACGAGUACUUCUACGAGAAGACAAAAUUUCAUUUCUUUGGUAUUGAGAACAUACAUGUGAUGAGAGGUAGUCUUCAGAAACUGAUGGACGCUUGCGAGUUGAAAGUGCCGUCGAUGAACGCUUUCCUGUCCGGCAUAGAGGGCAGCGGUUGGUUACGACACGUCAAGUCAGUGCUCGAGACUUCAGCUUUCAUUGCCAAAGCAGUCAACGAUGGCAUUAGUGUUGUUGUCCACUGUUCCGACGGCUGGGAUCGCACCGCACAGACAUGUGGAGUCGCUUCACUAAUACUGGAGCCCUAUUACCGAACUUUGGACGGUUUUCAGGCACUCAUUGAGAAGGAGUGGCUGUCAUUUGGCCAUAAGUUUAGCGAUCGUUGCGGUCAUAUCCAGGGGGACAGUAAGGAAAUGGCACCCGUGUUCACACAGUUUCUGGACGCCACCUGGCAAUUGACGCAACAGUUGCCACAGCACUGGGAGUUUAAUGAACGCUACCUAUUGGCCAUCCACGACCACGUUCACAGCUGUCAAUUCGGCACUUUUAUCUCCAAUUCUGACAAAGAACGCCGCGAUCUCAGGCAUGCAUUCACUGCACAACUUAUAUACUUGGUUGAGAGAACUUACAGUUUAUGGGCGUAUAUCAAUAGCCAUAGGGCCGAGUUCCUGAACCCCCUCUACGUCAAAGAGAGCACACAAGACAUACUCGACGUUAAUGUUUCUCCGCAAACAAUCAAGUUCUGGAGAGGACUGUACAACCGGUUUGAAUUUGGUGUCCAUCCACGCCAUUCAUUGAGCGAAGUUUUAGUGGCCGCACAGAACCACAUCUCUAGUCUUGAAAAUCAUAUCCAAUAUCUCGAAGACCAAAUAACUCGAUUGUCGAGCGACACGAGUGACUCUCAGAGCUCUUGUGGC